UGUGUAUGAACAGAGCUUCUUGUGAUAUGUUUGCAUGUGCGCUGUGGGGAGAGAAAGAGGAGGAUUUGGGGCGCAGGAGAUCUCCGGUUUCCACAAACAAUAGUCGCCAGGACGCGAUGGUCGCCUUUUUUUGAAACCGCAGGGAAGUUUAGGACCCUCAUCGGCCCUAUUGUUGUUCUCACCGAGGCCACGUAGCUCUGUGGGUCGAUUUUAAACGUGGGAGGAAGGGUAUAGUCUUUGAAAUGUUUCCAGGGGGUGUAAACGAUCCGGAGAGGGAUGCGCAUGGAGGGAAUAACGCGUCCAGUUUGAAUGUAGGCCGGAGGUUUUGGGAUUUUCUCCCUGCUGAAGGACUGGUGGGAUUUUGACUGCGUUCAUUCAUUUACUGUGAGGGCGUCCUGUUUGGAAAAGGAAAGGAGAAAGAAAGGGAACGAGCAUUGGGAUCAUUUGGCAUCAGGACGCGAUCAGUGGGGCCUGGGAGUCUCCCAUUGUCCUUCCGAACUGCAACACCCUCCUUUUUUUUAUUUUGUAGGUCGCACAACUCUUUUAUAUUCGCCCUGAAUGCGCACAAUCGGAGUCACCUCAGGUUCCCCCUGCAGCGACUCUCCUACCCACCAUCCUCUCCCGCCCCUCUUCUCCUCCUCCUCUCUGAAGCCUCCCCCGCUCUCCCACCUCCCCUUCUCCUGCUCCCUGCGUAUCGACCUCCAAGAUAGAUUCCCUCAGGAGUAAAGUUGACCUGCUCAAGCUGCCCCUGGCUCUAACCACCAAGUCCAUCUCCGAGCGCAAGAGCCAGCUGGGAGGAGUCUGCGAGCAACGCGGCACGGCGGGAGGAGGAGGAGGCGGGGCUCGUAAAGCCCGCUCACCGCCGACCCGAGACAUGGACAACGAGUCGCAGUACUCGGGCUACUCAUACAAGUCCUCCCACUCAAGAAGCUCCCGCAAGCACAGGGAACGGAGGGAUCGUCAUCGCUCAAAGAGUCGAGACAGCAGCAGCCGGGGAGACAAAUCAGUCACAAUCCAGACUCCUGGAGAGCCGCUGCUGGAUGCAGAGUCGACCCGUGGAGAAGAAAGGGAUGAUAACUGGGGCGAGACCACCACAGUCGUCACCGGCACCUCAGAACACAGUAUCUCCAAUGAGGACCUGACCCGCGUCACCAAAGACUUGGAGGAGUCAACUCCUCUGGAGUGCAAACGUUUUGUCGGCCCGGCUCUCGGAGGCUGUUUGAGCUUCUUCGCUCUGGUCACCCCUCUGGCCUUCCUCAUCCUCCCUCAGGUCCUGUGGCGUGACGCCCUCGAGCCCUGCGGCACGCCCUGCGAAGGCCUCUACGUCUCUCUGGCCUUCAAACUCCUGGUCCUGCUCAUCUCCUCCUGGGCGCUGUUCCUCCGCCCCCCUCGUGCCACGCUCCCUCGUUUCUUUGUGUUUCGCUGCCUGCUGAUGGUGCUGGUGUUCCUGUUUGUGGCAUCGUACUGGUUAUUCUACGGCGUGCGGGUGCUGGAGCCCAGAGAGAGGGACUAUAGGGGGAUCGUGGAGUAUGCAGCCUCGUUGGUGGACGCCCUGCUCUUCAUUCAGUACCUGGCUCUGGUGCUGCUGGAGGUGCGACACCUGCAGCCAGCCUUUUGUCUCAAGGUGGUCCGGAGCACAGACGGAGCCAGCAAGUUCUACAAUGUUGGACACCUCAGUAUCCAGCGAGCAGCCGUCUGGGUGUUGGACCGUUAUUACAGUGACUUCCCCGUCUACAACCCGGCCCUGCUCAACCUGCCGAAGUCCAUCCUGUCCAAGAAGAUGACGGGCUUCAAGGUUUACUCUCUGGACGAAAACACCACCAAUAACUCCACAGGACAGUCUCGAGCCAUGAUAGCAGCCGCUGCCCGGAGGAGAGACAACUCCCACAAUGAGUUCUACUACGAGGAGGCCGAGAUGGACCGCAGGACCCGCAAACGCAAGGCCAGGUUGGUUGUGGCGGUGGAAGAAGCCUUCACACACAUCAAGCGUCUCCACGAAGAAGAAGUCGCCUCGUCCCCAAAACACCCGAGGGAGGUGAUGGAUCCUCGGGAGGCAGCUCAGGCUAUCUUCGCCCCGAUGGCCCGCGCCAUGCAGAAAUACCUGAGGACCACCAGGCAGCAGGCCUACCACAGCAUGGAGAGCAUCCUCACACAUCUGCAGUUCUGCAUCACACACAACAUGACGCCCAAGGCCUUCCUAGAGCGUUAUCUCUCCCCGGGCCCCACCAUGCAGUACCAGCAGCAGAACGGCAGAGGGCGCCAGUGGACUCUUGUGAGCGAGGAGCCAGUGACCUCGUCCCUGCGUCAAGGUCUGGUCUUCUCCUUGAGACGCCUUGACUUCUCCCUGGUGGUGACAGUGACGCCGCUCCCCUUCCUGCGGCUCGGAGAGGAGUUCAUCGACCCAAAGAGCCACAAGUUCGUCAUGAGGCUGCAGUCAGAGACCUCAGUGUAAAAAGUGGUGUCUUCUUCUCUUUCUCCGUGCUGUCCUCUCUUUGUGCUCACUCUGGCUGGAUCUGACUUGUGUGGCAGGACAUGCAGAGGCCACAUGGUCCUCUAAAACUCAGUAAAAUCUGUCUGUGACACAGAAACAGUCAGAGGGGAGGAGGUGUGAGGUCUCCUGCACAGACGUUUUCAAACUGUGAUCAGCUACGAUUGUCCAAACCUGGAUCGAACCGAUGCCUUCACUUUGUCCGUUAAUAUUUCUACGUCUUUACAACACAAUGUUAAAACAACAUUUUUCUAAAGACUCUUCUUCCUCUCUCUUUUUUUGCUGUAACCACUGGACGACUUUACUGUGCUGACUCGACACACAAACCCCGGAGGAGGGGGAUUACAUCACAUGUGCCACUUCCUCUUUCUGGUGUCUUAAAACAGACCUGAUCAGACUGCUACACUGAUGUACCACUGCCGCUCAGUUCCCUGUCAGUGUGAAGUGUUUCAGGUGUAAAGGGCGAUUUUAAAUUACAUGGUGUGACUUUUUUCUACUCACAGAAUGUAGCAUUAUGUGCUUUGCAUUAACACGUGGCUUUUCUGCGGCCUGAAGGCCGGAGCAUAUUUUUAUCUCACUGUAGAGAAACGUGGACGACCAUUCCCUGAGUUACUCUGCUCUUUUUAUACUCAUGAUUGUCAGAAUAUGCAGCUUCUCUUUUAUCCGACACACACACACACACACACACACACACACACACACACACACACACACACACACACACACACGAGGAAGAGUCUUCUCUCUGAUCCAGGUCCUUAAAACUUACUGUACCACUGAAACUGGCCUGAUGUUGAGACUUGAGCCCCUCACAACCUGACUCACUGUUCAUCUGAAUCCCUUUACAUGUCUGGAAAUACCCAAAGCAGCAGGCCUGACGUGUUUGAUAUUUCAUCUGAAAGGAGAUGUUUUUUAAAAUAAUGCAUGCUCGAGUUCUUUCAGGCUCACAAACGUUUUGUAAUAACUUGUUUUCUAUCAUUUUGAAGGUGCCUAAGUUAUGACGAUGCAAUUUUAUCCGAAUGUUUUUACUUUUGAGAACUAAGUGGCUUGUAAAAAAAUUGUAGAUUUGUCAUGUAUUUUUUCCGCUUUUGGUAACUGUAGCUUGUAUAGUGUGUUAGGCCUUUUUGCAUUAUUAAAACAUUUAUUCCUUAUA
Messenger RNA from Notolabrus celidotus (New Zealand spotty), 3641 nucleotides. Its product is annotated as vang-like protein 2. Gene Ontology annotation, cellular component: plasma membrane. Gene Ontology annotation, biological process: multicellular organism development; Wnt signaling pathway, planar cell polarity pathway; establishment of planar polarity. The transcript has 8 exons. The record is from RefSeq and is a predicted model, not a curated record. The coding region runs from base 875 to 2452 and encodes 525 amino acids. NCBI's taxonomy places the organism in Eukaryota, Metazoa, Chordata, Actinopteri, Labriformes, Labridae.